This is a messenger RNA of Diospyros lotus (date-plum), 1923 nucleotides long. Its product is annotated as protein FIZZY-RELATED 3. Gene Ontology annotation, molecular function: anaphase-promoting complex binding; protein binding; ubiquitin ligase activator activity. Gene Ontology annotation, biological process: positive regulation of ubiquitin protein ligase activity; positive regulation of anaphase-promoting complex-dependent catabolic process; anaphase-promoting complex-dependent catabolic process. Lineage: Eukaryota; Viridiplantae; Streptophyta; Magnoliopsida; Ericales; Ebenaceae. Bases 193 to 1671 code for a protein of 492 amino acids. Gene Ontology annotation, cellular component: anaphase-promoting complex. The transcript has 9 exons. The record is from RefSeq and is a predicted model, not a curated record.
GUUACGACACUCCCUUAAAAAUCCCCAAAAACUGACCGUUGCAGCCGCCGCACCAGCUCCGCUCUCUUUGCUCACAGACAAAGAGAAGAGCCCUUUCCUCUUCUUCCAUCUUCCAUCUCUCUCAACUUUCCCAAAUCUCAUUGCAUUCUCAAAAUCAUCCAAACCAGAACCAGAAGGCAGAAACCGACGAAAAUGGCGUCGACCCCCCCACGGCGCAAAAGCGGGAUCAACCUGCCGGCCACCAUGUCGGAGUCAUCUCUCCGGCUGGAGCCGCUUCGAGGCGUCUCGAACCUCCACUCGCCGAGGACGAUGUCACCGCGGACGAUCUCGAACCUGUCGUCGUCGCCGGCCAAGUCCGUGACUUGCAGUGACCGGUUCAUUCCCUGCCGGUCGUCGUCGAGGCUCCACACGUUCGGGCUCGUGGAGAAGGCGUCGCCGUCGAAGGAGGGUGGCUGCGGCGGAAGCGGAAACGGAAGCGAGGCCUAUUCGAGGUUGUUGAAAUCGGAGCUUUUUGGGUCUGAUUUUGGGUGUUUUGUUUCUUCUGCAGGUCAAGCGUCGCCGAUGAGUCCGAGCAGGAACAUGCUGCGCUUCAAGACGGAUCAUUCCGGGCCCAACUCCCCCUACUCGCCGUCGAUUCUGGGUCAUAGUGGCGGCUUUCCGUCGGAGCCUUCGACGCCGCCGAAGCCGCCUAGGAAGGUCCCCAAGACGCCCCACAAGGUUCUAGAUGCCCCAUCACUCCAAGAUGACUUCUACCUUAAUUUGGUCGAUUGGUCGUCGCAGAAUGUGCUUGCCGUUGGAUUGGGUACCUGCGUUUAUCUAUGGAAUGCAACAACCAGCAAAGUAACGAAGUUGUGCGAUUUGGGACCUAGCGAUGGGGUGUGCUCGGUCCAAUGGACUCGAGAGGGUUCAUACAUUUCAAUUGGUACAAACUUGGGUCAAGUUCAGGUAUGGGAUGGGACUCAAUGCAAGAAGGUGAGAACCAUGGGUGGGCAUCAAACGAGGACCGGUGUCCUGGCUUGGAGUUCGCGUAUACUAUCUUCCGGGAGUAGAGACAGAAACAUACUUCAACAUGAUCUUCGUGUGCCCAAUGAUUUCGUCAGCAAGCUUGUUGGCCACAAAUCCGAGGUCUGUGGAUUGAAAUGGUCUCAUGAUGACCGGGAACUUGCAUCGGGAGGCAAUGAUAAUCAGCUUCUAGUAUGGAACCAGCAUUCUCAGCAGCCUGUUCUGAAACUGACGGAGCACACAGCCGCUGUCAAGGCCAUUGCCUGGUCGCCCCACCAGAGCAGCCUUCUGGCAUCUGGAGGUGGAACUGCUGAUCGCUGCAUUCGCUUCUGGAACACCACAAACGGCAAUCAGUUGAACAGUGUCGACACCGGGAGCCAGGUGUGCAAUCUGGCAUGGAGCAAAAAUGUGAAUGAGCUAGUGAGCACUCAUGGCUAUUCCCAGAAUCAAAUUAUGGUGUGGAAAUAUCCAUCAAUGGCCAAGGUUGCUACUCUAACUGGCCAUAGUUUGCGGGUGCUAUAUCUUGCUAUGUCACCAGAUGGCCAGACAAUAGUGACUGGAGCAGGAGAUGAGACCUUGCGGUUCUGGAAUGUAUUCCCAUCGAUGAAAACACCAACACCAGUCAAAGACACAGGCGUUUGGUCAUUGGGAAGAACCCAUAUAAGAUGACAAGCUGGGACAAGUUUUAGAGUUGGAUACAAACACCAGAGUCAAUUCCUGUUUUUGAGGUUUUUGUAAAUGGAGAUGACUCUCAGUCCAUUUCUGUAGAUGACAAGCUGGGACAACUUUAUACAAACACCAGAGUCAAUUCCUGUUUUUGAGGUUUUUGUAAAUGGAGAUGAUUCUCAGUCCAUUUCUGUUUGGGUUUUUUGUAAAAUGGAGAUAUUGUAAAGUGUAUUCUUUUGGCCUCUUGUUCAGUUA